AUAUGAUGAUCUUUUUCAGAAGAUACAAAAAUUACAUACAUGUUCAUAUAAUAUAAAAAUCUUUGUGAUCCGAUCUACUUUUAUCAUAAUAUAGAAUUAAUUAUUACUAGUGUAUAAACAAAAUCAUGUUAUUACGAUUCUGUGUACGUGCUAGUAAAAAAUUGUUAAAUACGACUACAGUAUUUCAAAAAACAGCAAAAUGCCACCUUAGUGGUUUUGCUUAUAAUAUAACAAACAGUCCGUUAAGAAGGGAUUGUAUAUUAAAUGUACAUAAACUUUCGAAAGUUCAGAAAAUUUAUCUCAUUCGAUAUGAGAGCACAGUUAAUACAACAGUAAAAGAAACAGUACCAAAUAUACCACCAGGUUCAUCUGAAUCACAAGCACAAAUAACAGAUAUAGGUAAUGCAACAGUACAGAAAGAUCUAUUAAGUGAAAUACCAGAUCCACCUGUACCACAAAUACCAUUGCAUGAAGAAAUCACAAAGAUUAUUAAUUUACAUCCAAAUGGCGAACCUACCUUUGAAAGUUUAGGAUUAGGUGGAUUUGGUCCUUUUGGAAUUUUCCAAUCAUUUUAUGAAUUACUCCAUAUUAAUUGUCAUUUAUCAUGGUGGGCAACAAUUAUAUUAACUUCUGUAAUUCUCAAACUUGCAACAUUUCCAUGUUCAAUAUAUGCACAGAGAAAUAGUGUCAAUAUGCAAAGAGUUCUACCACAAAUGGUAAAACUUCAGCAAAAUAUGACUGAUGCAAGGAGAUGUGGAAAUACACAUGAAGCUGCUGCAUAUGCUUAUGAACUACAAGAGUUGCUUAAGACAAACAACGUCAAGGUGUUGCCCGUUGCCAAUAUUGUAAAGAUAUCCGCACAUUUGCCAUUUUUCUUUGCUUUAAGAGACAUGGUUACUAAAGUAGAAAGUUUAAAGGAAGGUGGACUUUGGUGGUUUACAGAUUUAACUGUUCCUGAUCCAUAUUAUCUGUUGCCAUUAGCUUCAACUUUAACAUUGUAUGCUGUCACCACAUAUACAUUAAAAUCUGCAGGAAAUAUGCAUCCAUUGGCACGACAGUUGUUCAAGGCAAUGCCAGUUAUUUCAUUUGUAAUUGCAAUGAGAUUUCCAGGAGCCAUUUUGUGUCACUGGGCUGUGUCGAAUGUUAUAACUUUAGCUGAAAAUGAAAUAUUAAAAACAAAAAAAGUAAAAACAUAUUUUAAUAUUCCUCAUAUAGUAGCAGUCCCAGAGUCACAGAUUGUAACUAGACAUCAAAAGAAAGGCUUCAACGAAGCAUUCUCUGAAGCUUGGACUAACAUGAAAAUAUCUAAUAAGUUAGCAGCACAUACACACGCAGAUCAAAAACAAUUUAAUGACGCAGCUAGAGGUCCAUUGCAAAAGACAUAUAAAUACAAUCCAGUGCAAACUUUAUCAAAAUCAACAACAUCAAUGUCAGCAAUGAAAAAAUAAAAUUUUAAGUAUAUACAAUUUCUUUAUUUAAUUAGUUAUAAAAUUUUUAUUGUAAUAAUUUAAUAAACUAGAAAAUAAUGACAAAA
Molecule: messenger RNA, 1534 nt
Organism: Frieseomelitta varia
Lineage: Eukaryota; Metazoa; Arthropoda; Insecta; Hymenoptera; Apidae
Gene: OXA1L
Product: mitochondrial inner membrane protein OXA1L
Exons: 8
Coding region: 126-1448 (440 amino acids)
Biological process (GO): protein insertion into mitochondrial inner membrane from matrix; mitochondrial respiratory chain complex IV assembly
Cellular component (GO): mitochondrial inner membrane
Molecular function (GO): membrane insertase activity
Source: RefSeq, a predicted model, not a curated record